This is a messenger RNA of Lates calcarifer (barramundi perch), 3658 nucleotides long. RefSeq names its product CCM2 like scaffold protein (gene ccm2l). Gene Ontology annotation, biological process: heart morphogenesis. NCBI's taxonomy places the organism in Eukaryota, Metazoa, Chordata, Actinopteri, Centropomidae. The record is from RefSeq and is a predicted model, not a curated record.
UAAUCAAAGUUUAUUCUCAGUGCUGGCAGUAUUAACACAAGGCCCCCUCAAUUUACAUGACUCAAUGACUGCAGUGCAGUGACAAACUGUGCCCCCCACACUUCUAACCAGUGAAACAAGCAAGGACUGAUACAGAAAAACAAAAAUGUCUCAUGUGAAAUAACCAAAACUCAAAAAACGUUUGGCAGGAAAUGUACGUUCAUGUAGGACCUCAUUGCUGAUAGUAAGAAGGAUAUUAAAAAAGCAUGUAGGAUCUUUAAAGCAUCUUUUCUCCAAACUAGAAAUUGUGUCAUCACUUCAAAUGUGAAGAAACUAGCAUCAAAUUUGAGUAUAUUUUCUUUGACUCAUUGUAGUUAAUUAAAGAGUUGCAUGAACACACUUGGCAGCUAAAUUUAAAAGUGCUGUGAAAGUUAACACUGAGUCAUACUUUGAAAGAGAACAAUGAAAGACGAAGGAGAACUGAUGAAUAUCACAGGUUAUAAAAAUCUAAAAUGAAAUGAAAUCUAAACUCUCAUAAAUGUCUGUCUGUCCAUGUGUACUGUCUCACAUUGUCACAUUAAGUACUUUGAUCAUUCUUCUUUGGAAAUGAAGUGAAAUCUCAUCAAGCUCAAAGUGCAGGUUGUUCUGUUAGACAACAAAACCAAGUGUUUCUUGUGUAGGUGUAAAUAACUUUACAUGAGGUAGUGUUGGUUUAAUUAAAGGUUAAUUUUAUGUGUAAGUGUUAUGAGUGCAAAGAGAAUGGAUCUUAUCAGUCUCUGGUGGAGUUUCCUCUUGGACAGGAAGUGCGCUUCCUCCUUUUCCUGUUCUGUCGUCCUCUGUGUGUGUGUGUGUGUGUGUGUGUGUGUGUGUGUGGCCCCAGGAGAGGUCUAAAAAGAACAAUCAGUGUAGAGAGAGAAAGAACAAGAAUGAAGAAGCAGAGACAGAAGCUAAAAUAACCCGAACAGAGAGAGAGACUGAGGGGACACAGAGGGAACGAUGGAAAAAACAACUGAGAGACAGACGCAAAGACAACAAAAGACAAACUGAAACAGAAAAUACAUUCAGGAAGAGUGUGACCAGGACCAGGACUGAGCUGACCCACUACUGAGGGUCUGAGGAGGACUGAGCUACGAUGGACUAUGAACCAAAGAAAUCCAAGAAGGGAUUUGUCUCCCCCAUUAAGCGGCUGGUCUGGUCCAAAGCUGGUCGAAGGCCAGUGGAUCGAGGCAGCGUUUACCGCCGCCCACUGCACACUGUCCCCCUCUAUCCCCCCGACUACGUCAUCCACCCUGAGAGACUCAUCUUCGACUAUGUGGAGAAGGAGGUCAAGUUCCUUGGUCACCUGACCUGGGUGUCGGUUUCGCUGAAUCCCUCCAGCCGAGACGAACUGCUACAACUGCUGGAUACAGCCAGGCAGCUGAAGGUGCUGCCGUUGAAGACCAGCGUGGAUCAGGACUGUAUUCUGAGCCUGUCUGCUCGCUGUCUGCUGCUGACGUGGAGAGACAACGAGAAGCUGCUGAUGAGGAUUCCCACGCAUGAGAUCGCUGCUGCCUCCUACCUGAGAGACGACGCACUGCACCUGCUGGUCCUCAAGACAGGUCUGAACGUGGACACUGUGGUUGCCGGGGACGACAGCCUGGACAGGAAAAAGCCAACUGGCAUCGAUGGGCGACGUCAAACCAUGAGCUGCAACGCAGACCCGCGACCUGCAGGAGGCACAAUGGAGCGACGACACACCAUCUGUGGAGUCGACUGGAGGCCCUCACUGUCCAGGAGUAACCACGACAAAAACCAGAACGUGGACAGAGGAGGGGGAGGAGGAGGCAGCUUAGAGAGGAAAAGAGUGGGAGGGAGCUGGGAGAGGAGGCAGCAAACACGUAAAACAGGAGGGAGCUGGGAGAAUCGCAGAGCGAGACCCAUGAGCGGGAGCUGGGGGGUGGGAGUAGGAGGAGGCGGUGGAGGGAGCUGGGAGAGGAGACAUGGAGGAGGGGGAGGAGGUGGUGGAGGAGGGAGCUGGGAGAGGAGGGGAGGAGGUGGUGGAGGAGGAGGAGGAGGCGGGGGGAGCUGGGAGCGACGGCAAGCCUGCACAGGGAGCUGGGAGCGGGGUAAGAGCUAUGGCAGCUGGGAGAGGAGGAACCACAACCCGCUCGAGCCCACGCCCUGCCCCGACGCCUACUGCAACCUGGUUAUCCUGGCGGUGGAGAACAGGGAUGCUGCAGAGGAGUACUGUUCUCUGAUCUGUCAGAUGUUCCAGAUCAUUUACGGCCAUCAGACCAUCGAGUGUGUCGACAGGGCGGGCUUUCACCACACCAUGCUGGACCGUUAUUGGCUGCAGAGGAGUGAUAGCUGUCUGACUGACAUGUCCUACAGUUAUGAUCCAGACUUUAGCUGCUGCAGCUCAUAUGAUGGCUCCCAGGAUGCCUUUGAGCUUUACUACAGUGAGACAUACAGCGAGAGUUCAUCUCUCUCGCUGCAGGACUCCCAUCACAGUCUGGCCAGUGACGCAGGAGACAGUAACCCCGCCCUGCUGCUGAUGCAGGAGUACAUGAUCACACUGCGUAACAAGCUGAGUCCGGUGGAGUUGCAGCAUUUUGCAGUGUUGCUGAGAGAAUACAGACUGGGAUCAAACAUCGACCACUUCUGCUCUGAGCUGCUGCAACUAUACGGACACAACCGCAAGUUCCUGCUGCUGGGCAUGCGUCCAUUUAUCCCCGACAAAGAUGUUGGAGUGUUCGAGAGUUUCCUGGAGAGCAUUGGGAUCCGGGAGGGCGGGAUUUUAACCGACAGCUUCGGACGCAUCAAACGCAGCAUGAGCAACACGUCAGCCACGGCCAUGAAAGGGUACGACAACUGCUCUCUGGCCUCAGGAUCUCAGGAGUUCAACCGGCGCAUCACCGACAUUACCCACGACAUCCAGGCGCUCGGCUUCCAGGACACACACGGGGACAUCGAGGAGGAAGACUACUACCUCUGAUGGAGGGAUAAAGACAAAGUUAUAGCUUCAUUGUAUCCAGACAGGCCUGCCAUAGUGCCUCUGAGCAAGACCAGUCUGUCCACAGCUCAUGUUCUCUCCAUUACUAGAAAAAAAACUGCAAAUAUAAACUGCAAAUGUCUCAAGUCGAUGCAGAUCCUGCUGUGUGUACACACAGAACAACAGGUGAGUGUAAUUAAAGUAAAUAGUUACUCUGUAGAGGAACAAAGUUACUUUGAUCAGUUUAACUGAUUAAAAAUGAUGGCAGUUUCUUUUUCAGUGUAUCAUACAUGUACAGCAACAAUAGAACUUUGAUUAAACAAUGCAAAAUAUAAAUGUUUUCAUUUUAAUUCAAAUGUUGCUACAGCAAAUGUAUUUUCUAUGUAUGAACUAUCAAAUGAACCUGAGUGAAAGAGUUUUCUUGUGGCUAUUGUUUAAAAUAGAAAUCACCUUAUAAAACAAACAAAAAAAGGAAAUCCAGACAUUUUCUGAAGGGGCAGUGCAAUUCUGUCAUACAGCAAAAGACAGAAAAUCUAAACCAAUAAAGGGACAGUGUGUGUGUCUCUACAUUUGUAGAUUAAGAUCAAGGCGUCUAAAUAAUUUACAGAAAAGUUUUAUGAUGUUGUCUUCUGAGGGAUUGUUGUACCUACCAGUGACCACAUGGAGGCAGCUGAGAAUAAAUGAGCUGAGUUACAGCCCUGGUACUGA